AGGUUAGUGUGUGCUGCCGGCAAGAGGUAUGUUACUACUUCGUAGAUCGUUGUCCACAGCUUCAACUUUGAUAGGUAGAGAACUAUACCAAGGUGAGUCUGUCGUGCGUCUCAUUCUCAAAGAUGUAAAGCGCCGAAACGCACUGUCGUUGGAGAUGAUCGAAGCAAUUACAAAAGAACUGGAAGGAGUCAACACAAUCCCGAAGGUACGAUCAGUGAUUCUCACUUCAGAAGGCCCUGCUUUCUCUUCCGGACAUGAUUUACGGGAACUGGUGACCGAAGCCGGAUCUGAUCUGCAUCAGAAGAUCUUCGAAAAAUGCGGCAAACUCAUGCUGUUGAUACGUCGCAUGGAAGUGCCGGUGAUAGCUGAGGUCUGCGGUAUGGCAGCUGCAGCUGGAUGCCAGUUAGUUGCGUCGUGUGAUGUGGUGGUUGCAUCUGACACCUCCAAAUUCAUGGUUCCUGGCCAAAAAGUCGGUCUCUUCUGUUCGACUCCUGGUAUUGCUUUGGCAAGAGCCGUUCCAAGCAAAGUGGCGAUGGAUAUGCUCCUAACUGGUGAACCUAUUGAUGCUAAAUCUGCGCUUCGAUGCGGGCUUGUUUCGCGUAUAGUACCUGAGGAAAAAGUGAAGGAAGAGGCGCUGAAGGUUGCAGAGCAAAUUGGCCGGUAUAGCCGUUCGGUGACAGCGCUUGGAAAAGCAUUUUUCUAUUCACAAAUUGAACUAGGAAUCAGUGACGCAUAUAGAUAUGGAAACAAGAUAAUGACGGAAAAUUUGAAGUACAAGGAUGCUCAAGAAGGUAUCAAUGCUUUCGUCGAAAAGAGAAAGCCAAAUUUCAAGAAUACAGAUGAAAAAGUCUAGUCAUAUGUCCUGCCAUUGCUAGUUUGAGGGUAAUUAUCAUCAGGUGCCAUUUUAUUAUAUGUAUCAGGAGAUUUUUACUAUUUAUUACGCAGAUAUACUCGUGGCGGCAAUAAAUUUG
Messenger RNA from Cylicocyclus nassatus, 971 nucleotides. The record is from the annotation of a GenBank genome assembly. Lineage: Eukaryota; Metazoa; Nematoda; Chromadorea; Rhabditida; Strongylidae.